Messenger RNA from Motacilla alba alba, 1913 nucleotides. RefSeq names its product short stature homeobox (gene SHOX). Gene Ontology annotation, biological process: regulation of transcription by RNA polymerase II. The transcript is spliced from 6 exons. Gene Ontology annotation, molecular function: sequence-specific double-stranded DNA binding; DNA-binding transcription factor activity, RNA polymerase II-specific. NCBI's taxonomy places the organism in Eukaryota, Metazoa, Chordata, Aves, Passeriformes, Motacillidae. The record is from RefSeq and is a predicted model, not a curated record. Bases 337 to 1212 code for a protein of 291 amino acids. Gene Ontology annotation, cellular component: nucleus.
CCAAACGACCAGAAGACAAAAUUCCUCCAAAUACCGAAUAACCCUUCGCGUUAAAGCCCGACGAGAAGAAACAGAAAUAAAUAGCUGGGAAGUCGGCUCCGCAUGGGGAUCAAGCGGUGCGGAGAGGCGCUGGAAAUGCCGGCGCUGUUAUCUGGAGACGAAUUUCAGGCAGCUAUUCAAGCGCACUGAAUAAUAAUUAUUCCAGGAGUACAACAAAAAUAACUGCAGCCUACCAAGAUCAAGCCCAUCUUCUACGUGCAAAAACAGCGUGCGGAGGACGGCCACAUCUCCGAUUGAAAACAAGUGGAUCUCUGUGGAUAAGAUCACCGGGCAGCCAUGGAAGAACUUACGGCUUUUGUAUCCAAAUCUUUUGACCAGAAAAGCAAAGAGAGCAGCAGCGGCAGUGGCAGCGGCAACAAGAAGGAGACGAUCACGUACAGGGAAGUUUUGGAGAGUGGGUUGGCUCGCUCUAGGGAGCUUGGAAACUCUGAUUCUAACCUGCAGGACAUGACCGAGAGCAGCAACCAUUGCCCGGUGCAUCUUUUCAAAGACCACGUAGAGAGCGACAAGGACAAACUGAAGGAGUUCAACACGGGCAGGACAGCGGAAGGGAUCUACGAAUGCAAAGAGAAGAGGGAAGAUGUGAAGUCAGAAGAUGAAGACGGACAGACCAAGCUUAAACAAAGGAGAAGCAGAACCAAUUUCACACUAGAGCAGCUGAACGAGCUGGAAAGACUUUUUGAUGAGACUCACUAUCCGGAUGCCUUCAUGAGGGAGGAACUAAGCCAGAGGCUGGGACUAUCUGAAGCUAGGGUUCAGGUCUGGUUCCAGAACAGGAGAGCAAAGUGCCGAAAGCAGGAAAACCAGAUGCACAAAGGUGUGAUCCUGGGAACCGCCAGCCAUUUAGACGCCUGCAGAGUAGCCCCCUAUGUGAAUAUGGGAGCCCUGAGGAUGCCUUUCCAACAGGUCCAGGCGCAGCUGCAGCUGGAGGGCGUGGCCCACGCGCACCCGCACCUGCACCCGCACCUGGCGGCCCACGCGCCCUACCUGAUGUUCCCGCCGCCGCCCUUCGGGCUGCCCAUCGCCUCCCUGGCGGAGUCCGCCUCCGCCGCCGCCGUGGUGGCCGCCGCCGCCAAGAGCAACAGCAAGAACUCCAGCAUCGCCGACCUGCGGCUGAAGGCCCGGAAGCACGCCGAGGCCCUGGGGCUCUGACACGCUUCCCCCGGGCCCCCCAUCACACCCCGCCCCGGGUGCCCGCGGCGGGCGGGCGUGUGACCCGCACGGACCGCCGCUCUGCCCCUCCGCUCCUCCUCAUCCUCCUCCUCCCUGGCCGCAGGGCGAGCAGCGAGCGCUCCGGCCGCCCUGCCGCCUUAUCUCUUUUUUAUUUUAUUUUGGUUGUUUUUUGUUUUGUUUUUAUUUCUUUCCCCUCCCCCGAGGUCUGCGAGCGCCGCUGUGCUCGCCCGCUCGGCCCCAGGGACUCGGCGGCCGGGAGGUGCCGCGUGGCGCGGUGGGGACGCUCCGCCCGCCGCGGGCCCCCGGACACGACACACGCGAGCAGCAAACACGCACCCGCCAGUCAGAGACUCCUCGGAGGACAAAGUAGGUGGGAGGAGAGAGAAAAGAGAGUUAAAAAAAAUAACACACACAAAAAGAGAAAAAAAAAAAAAAGAAAAAAGGAAACGAUCUCUAAAUUAUGUUAAUCUGUGAACAUUGGGGACACUUUGGAUUUUUGACCCUGGCAAAAGUGAUCGCUCCGGCAUAACGUCAUCUGCUGCUGUCAGUUUUGCUACCUUGUGCAUGUGUCAAACUAAACACGUUUUGAAGAUCAGAAAUAUAUUAGAACAAAACUAAACAAAACAAAUAGUAAUAAUAAUAAAUAAUAAAUCCUUGGGGCUGGUCUCCAUUAAAGAUGA